Messenger RNA from Diversispora eburnea, 1422 nucleotides. The record is from the annotation of a GenBank genome assembly. Lineage: Eukaryota; Fungi; Glomeromycota; Glomeromycetes; Diversisporales; Diversisporaceae.
AUGUCUAAUAUUGAACCUAAAGAAGGUGAUUUUUAUACUUUCCAUAAUAAUUUUGUUGAAGCAGUUAAAGAAUAUGCAAAGAAAAAAGAAUUUCAAGUUCGUUUAGGAAAAGUAGAAAAAAAUGCAGUAGGAAUUAUUCAUAAAAGAACUAUAUUAUGUAAUCGAGAAGGUGAUCCAGAAAAAACAUCUAUUAAGAAACAAAAAUGGCGACACACUUCAGCUGAUGCAGCAGUAAAAAAAUUAACAGAGAUAGCUAAGUAUUUUCCUGAAUUAACUUUAUUACUUGACUCUUUGGAAAAUUAUUCUUUAUGCGAAAAGCACUAUAAUAAUAUUAUUGCUAAAAUUUUUAAUUUAAAUCCAUUUGAAAAAACUUCUGUUGAUUUUGGGGUCCAAGUAUCUUUGCUAGAUCCAGCAUAUGAAAUAUUUUUGAAAAAAACUAAAGAAUUGGAAUAUCUCAAUACUAUACAAAUUGUUAAAAAGGAACGAAGUAACUUAUUUGAAGAUAUAUCAAAUUUAAUAAAAAAUCCUGAGCAAUUCAGUUUAAGUAAUUUUUUAAAAUAUUCUCCUUCCAAAUGGCUUGCUGAACGAAAUCCGGUUAUUAUAAAAUUUAUUGAGACUCUUACUGAUAACAAAAACAAAUAUCAAAAUGAAGGAGAAAAAAUUUUUAAAUUUAAAUAUUCAUUGGUGAGAUCAAAAAUGAUUGUUGACAUUGAUAAUCAUAUCAUCAGUUCUGGUUACUAUAAAAAAUUUAUCAAUUGGUUAAAAAGUUUAGCUGUAGAACAACUACCUCUUCCCAAAGAUACAGAUUCUUGGUUACAUUUUGGGUUUAGCAAAAAACAAUAUGAGGAGUUGUUUGAUUUAAGUUCAGGUAUAAAAAACAAAAUUCAUAAAGAACUUACUAAUUAUCUUACUAUUAUUUUAGGGGAACUUCGCAUUGAGAAAAAUCAAGAAAAAAAUAUAAUUAAUGAAUUGAUAUAUUAUCAAAGUCAAACUGAGUAUAUGAAAAAAUGUUUACCAUCUAAUAUUACAAAUAUAACCAAAAAAUUCAUAAAUAUUAAUUCUUAUAUAUUUGAAGAAGUACAAUUAGUUCCAGAAAAAAUUUCUGGAAUUAAAGACAGUAGUCGUAAAUGGUUUGUAGUUACCUGUGAUGGAGUACCAUAUCAUCACAUACAAAAAAUAAAAAAGAAUUAUCCUUGGCUUAUAUUAAUUCCAGAUGCUUUUCAUGAAGAGAUGAACAUGUUAAAACCUUCGUUAAGACAUGCUACAAGACAAAUGUUUGUGCCUAUUUGGUCCAUUCGAUGGCAUCCGAUUUAUCGAUUGAUCAAAAUCACUGAUGAAGAACAGAUGUUACGAUUAAAGCCUAAAAUUUCUAAGUUAAUUCAAGAAAGAAUUAUGACUUCACGAUCUACAUUUCCAAAUUAA